Molecule: messenger RNA, 639 nt
Organism: Amphimedon queenslandica
Lineage: Eukaryota; Metazoa; Porifera; Demospongiae; Haplosclerida; Niphatidae
Exons: 5
Coding region: 33-563 (176 amino acids)
Source: RefSeq, a predicted model, not a curated record
AAGGAAAAGAACAAACAAGCAAUUAACUAGAAAUGUACGGAAGAGUCUUCCUCUCAGCUUUACUUUUAGAAGUAACUACAGCUGGACUGACACUCAACUCAGGAGACAAUCACAUCAAUACUAUAUCUUACAUGGGAAUUGGAGCAAUUGUUAUCUUAAGUUUCACAAUUAUAGUUGGUCUGAUGGCAAUCUUCAUGGCAUUAAAGUACAGCGGAUUCAAAUGCAGUAGAGUCUCUUGCUGCUGCAGUAGGAGUGAGCUUCAGAAUCACAUGCAAAUGAGAAACAGUCAUAGUGUUAAUGAAACUCUGAUCCUGGAAAAUAUGGAUUAUAGCGCUGAAAGAAUCUAUGAUGAAUGCAAAGUGUCUGCAAAUGCCAUUUACAACGAAGUAGAUGGAAUUAUUGAUAAAAAUCCUCAGCCUUACAUGUGUCCUGUAAUUAUGUUUAAACCAAAAGACCAGCCUGAAGCUGAGAGUAUUGACGAGCCCAAAGAAAGCACCCAAGGAAGCAUACAAAAUGAUGAAGAUCAAGACAAAGAUGGUGACAGUGAAGAUGCAUACAUAUAAGAUUUUUAACACUCUUAAUUUUAUGAGAAUAAUUUUUACUACUAUUGCAAAAAUGAAAAAUUAAGCUGUCUCAAAA